This is a messenger RNA of Trichosurus vulpecula (common brushtail), 2208 nucleotides long. RefSeq names its product zinc finger DHHC-type palmitoyltransferase 21 (gene ZDHHC21). The record is from RefSeq and is a predicted model, not a curated record. The transcript is spliced from 11 exons. Gene Ontology annotation, biological process: peptidyl-L-cysteine S-palmitoylation; protein targeting to membrane. Gene Ontology annotation, molecular function: protein-cysteine S-palmitoyltransferase activity. The coding region runs from base 643 to 1440 and encodes 265 amino acids. Gene Ontology annotation, cellular component: endoplasmic reticulum; Golgi apparatus. NCBI's taxonomy places the organism in Eukaryota, Metazoa, Chordata, Mammalia, Diprotodontia, Phalangeridae.
GGCGGCGGCGGCGGCGGCUGAGGCUCGGCCGUCCUGCAGCCCUCGCCCUGCGGCCGUGGCGGCCCUGUCACCUGCCGGCCCGGGGCAAGGCCUCGCGGAAGCGGAAGAGGGGUGUGGACGCGGCCAGGGCGGCGGCGGCUGCGGCUGCAGAAGGAGGAGGACGACUGCGGAGAGCAGUUGCUGGCCGCGGUAGCUACGGAAAAGGCGGCCGAGCCGAGGCGGCCCAGGCCGAAGGGAGCGCGGCCCCGGGCGCCCCGGAUGAAGAUUCUGAAGCUGAAGAAGAUAAGUGACUUUGUCAGGGUCACACAGCUAGUGAGUGCGUGAGUGGGGUUCAAACACAUAUUGUGCUGACCUUAGUCCAGGACUUGAUCCACGACACCAAUCUGCCUCAGGCUUUCAUGGAGAACUGUUAUUGAAGAUGGAUCCAUUUGGUCAGAUGUAGUAGUAAAGAAUGAAGAAAGAAACAAUUCCUAAUUAGUGAGGCAAAAAUUACAAAUAAUUUCCACCUCAGCAAAUUUGCUAUUGAUCUGGUGGAGGACAACUGUUUCUUCUCAUACACACAAAUUAGAAGGAUUAUGCUGUGCUAUCUUCAGCUAACCAGGAUCAUCUUUCCUUGUUGACUAGUAGUGAUAAAAUUAUACAAUGGGUCUACGGAUUCACUUUGUUGUUGACCCGCAUGGUUGGUGCUGCAUGGGUUUGAUUGUCUUUGUCUGGUUAUACAAUAUUGUCAUAAUUCCCAAAAUUGUCCUCUUUCCUCACUAUGAAGAAGGACAUAUUCCAGGCAUAUUAAUAAUAUUCUUCUAUGGUAUUGCCAUGUUUUGUUUGGUGGCCUUAGUGAGAUCCUCAAUAACUGAUCCAGGAAGACUCCCUGAAAAUCCAAAGAUUCCACAUGGAGAAAGGGAAUUUUGGGAAUUAUGUAAUAAAUGUAAUUUGAUGAGACCAAAGCGUUCCCAUCACUGCAGCCGAUGUGGUCACUGUGUUAGGAGAAUGGAUCAUCAUUGUCCAUGGAUUAAUAAUUGUGUUGGUGAAGAUAAUCAUUGGCUUUUUCUGCAACUAUGUUUCUACACAGAGCUUCUUACUUGCUACGCAUUGAUGUUUUCUUUCUGCCACUAUUACUACUUUCUACCAUUAAAAAAGCGCAACUUGGAUCUCUUUUUAAUUAGACAUGAAUUGGCCAUAAUGAGACUAGCUGCUUUCAUGGGAAUAACUAUGUUAGUUGGAAUAACUGGACUCUUUUAUACACAACUAAUUGGCAUCAUCACUGAUACAACAUCUAUUGAAAAGAUGUCAAAUUGUUGUGAAGAAAUAUCGAGGCCCCGAAAGCCAUGGCAGCAGACCUUCUCAGAAGUUUUUGGCACUCGUUGGAAGAUCCUGUGGUUCAUUCCUUUCAGGCAGAGGCAACCACUGAGAGUUCCCUACCACUUUGCCAAUCACGUCUAAACAGAUGGAUGGUGGGCACAGAUGGGUCCUCCAUGCUGGAAAUGCGUUACAGGUUUUAUGAUAAUAGAACUAUGACAGUCUUCAAGUCAAUUAAAAUCCACCCACCAAUCUUAGGCAUCAUAAUGUGCCCCAGGCUUUAUUUUAAUAGUGAUCUUGAUCCUGUUGUGGGACUGAUACAAGAUCUAUAUUUAAGUUUUAAAGUGUGUUUACUGUCAAAUUAGCUUUCCGCAGGGAUUUCUUUAAACUCAUUUGUUGUUAAACUCAAAAGGUAAUGAUUGAGAUGAACUAAUUGUACACAGUUUCUUUUAGUAUAAACUAUUAGUAACUUUAUUUUGUGCAAAAUUACAGAUGUUUACUUAAAUUCUUCAUUUUCAAAUGGUAUGACCAGAUCUGAACUUCUUCAGGGUUAUUUUCUUUUUAAACAGACCUUCUAUGCAGAUUUUCUUUUCUAAUGUAAUUGUAAAUUUUUAAUGCCUCCUUUUUCUUUAUACUGCAUGAUAUUAACCAUACAGCAUAGCCCUGAAAGCAGGCAGUGUAUUUUAUAAGAAGCAAAUUUCUUCCUAAUGAUUUCCUCCAUGUUUUUCCUACUUCCUUCCCAAAAAAAGUGUUUUGAAGGAAAGACUUAAAAUUCUCAUCUUUUAAGCAUAACAUUUCAAGAAAAGAAAAAAAUAACCUGCACAUUUUUACUACUGAGGAAAAGAUGUUUAGGGCAAAGACUCAAAGGAAAUAUGUGAUUAAUAGGCAUAUUUUCCUGUUUUUCACUGAGAU